AUGCACUAUCACACUUUGGUACCCCUUUUCCAGGAGGUUGUAGGAUCCUCCACUGGUCAGACUGAACUAUCUGAGGGACGGACAGAUGUCACUUCUGGAUCUUCCGCGGGUGAUGACGUCCCUCCCUCUGAUGGAGAAUCCUCCCCAGCUGCUGAGACUCGUCCCAUCCCUCCCUCUGAUGAGCAAAAAGCUGUCACUGACAGGGUCACUGACAGCAAGCUGAGUGGGACAGAAAGGCUGGAAGAUGAGGAGGCAGAAGGGGACAGCAGCAUAGAUACCAGUGGACUCCCCCUGGUUUCUCCAACUCCAAGCUGCACAGAGACACAGCAGACAGGGGUUGAGGACCAGUCCACCCGGAAGCGGAAGAGACCAGACCAACCUUUCGUGCCUUCAAAGAGACUGAAGACUGCCUUGUUUUCUCCAAUGGAGAUGGAAAUACAGUGCCUGGUGCAGAUGUUUGGUACCAUGAGCUUGUAAGCUCUCCUAAAGGUG
Messenger RNA from Saccostrea echinata, 492 nucleotides. RefSeq lists its product as uncharacterized. Lineage: Eukaryota; Metazoa; Mollusca; Bivalvia; Ostreida; Ostreidae. The transcript has 4 exons. Bases 1 to 477 code for a protein of 158 amino acids. The record is from RefSeq and is a predicted model, not a curated record.